Molecule: messenger RNA, 1530 nt
Organism: Oryza sativa Japonica Group (Japanese rice)
Lineage: Eukaryota; Viridiplantae; Streptophyta; Magnoliopsida; Poales; Poaceae
Source: RefSeq, a predicted model, not a curated record
AUGGCUUUUCGGACGGGCUACAGGAGCAUCUUCGACAGUAGGAUGUUCUGCUCAUCUGUUAAGGGUUGUCCAUUUUCAGAGAAUCACUUCUCUGAAUAUUGUAGCAAUCUGUCUGAUAUCUCUGAUGGCCUAGUUCUAUCGUUUGGUGGCCCACCUCCUCCUCCUUCCAAACCAACCCACCAUCUCAUUCCGCUUCUCCCUCUCAAAAAAAAAAAAAUCCCAUUCCGCUUCGAGAAGCAGAGGAAUCCCGCACGCACAGCGCAUCGUCUCGCCUCCUCUCCUCGCCACCGGCAAGCCGCGCCUCCCGCCUCUCCAAUGGACGACGCGCCAUGGCGCGAACUCGACGCCGACGUCCUCCGACUCAUCCACAGCCACCUCCCGUGCCACGUCGACCGGCGCCGCAUGGGCCGAGUCUGCCGCAACUGGCGCGUCGCCGUCGCGCCGCAGCAGCCGCCGCCGCCGCCGCUCCCGUCGAUCCUCGUCCCGCGCGCCGACGUCGAGCCUUCCUUCGCGUGCGCCAUCGCCGGCUGCGCCACCCACGCCUUCCGCCUCCCGCUCCCGGCCGACGCGCGCGCCGCGCGCUACUUCGGCGCCUACGACGGCCGGUGGCUGUUCGUCGCGUUCGGCCAGACCAAGGACUACGCGCUCCUCAGCCUCCGCACCCACCACCGACUCCGCAUCCCCUACCCCUACGUGUCCUGGGCGACGGUGGCCGCGACCCUCUCUUCGCCGCCGGAAAACGAGGACUGCCUCGCCGCCGCCAUCUGCCACUACUGCCAGGAGACCGGCCCGCGAGUUCAUAGAUUCUGGCGCAUGGGGCAGCAUCAGGCUGCGUUGAAGAGGACGAGGAUUUCUGUUCCUACCAUCAUGAGCGCAACAAAUCUGGAGGAUGUCAUACACCACAGGGGAGCCUUCCAUUUCCUCACCGGAGAAGAAAACCUCCAUGUCUUUCCGGUGCCGGGCUUCCACGAAGACGGCAACGGCAACCUGGAGAUACCGCCCAUGGUGAUCCGUCGCUUCUCGCGUGGUGGUCGCGAUUACGACGGGAAGAAAGUCGUCGUGCGCUACCUGGUGGAGUCCGGGGGGUAUCUCCUCAUGGUGGUCAGGCUCGCUCCGUUUCCUCCUCUUCAAGCGCCGCCGCCGCCGAGGACGUCGGCGUUCAAGGUGUUCGAGAUGGUGGAGCCGCCGCCGCCGACGCCCAUCAACAGCAGCGAGGCCCAGUACUCGUGGAAGGAGCUGGAUUCGCUGGGUGGUCGAAUGCUGUUCGUCGCGCGAGGCUGCUCCAGAUCGUACGACGCGGGCGACUACCCGCGGGGGCUCGAGUUCACCGCCGGCGUCUACUUCCUGGACGACGGGAGGCUCUACGGCGAGGAGAGAGUGAUCGGGGCCGCCGCCGAGCGGCGCUACCCCUGCAGAGACAGCGGGAAAUGGCUGCCGCUGCCGGCGGCGGCGGCGGCUGGGCGUGUGGACAAGCUCUUGCCGGAGCAAGCCCCGUCGAACUACUCGCCGCCGGUUUGGAUUCUCCCGUGA